Molecule: messenger RNA, 363 nt
Organism: Penicillium maclennaniae
Lineage: Eukaryota; Fungi; Ascomycota; Eurotiomycetes; Eurotiales; Aspergillaceae
Gene: spt4
Product: transcription elongation factor SPT4
Exons: 4
Coding region: 1-363 (120 amino acids)
Biological process (GO): chromatin organization; positive regulation of DNA-templated transcription, elongation; mRNA processing
Cellular component (GO): nucleus; DSIF complex
Molecular function (GO): RNA polymerase II complex binding; zinc ion binding
Source: RefSeq, a predicted model, not a curated record
AUGUCCUUUUACGCUCCUUCGAACCAGCAGCGCACUCUGCGCGCCUGCAUGGUCUGCUCCGUUGUUCAGCUUCAUAAUAAAUUCAUGCGUGACGGCUGUCCGAACUGCGAAAACAUCCUCCAGCUCCGUGGGAAUAACGAUGCCAUUCAAGAAUGCACCUCACAGGUCUUCGAGGGCUUGAUUGCAGUUCGUGACCCGGCCGCUAGCUGGGUUGCGCGGUGGCAGCGUUUGGACAACUAUGUUGCUGGGACAUAUGCGGCCAAGGUGACAGGAACACUCCCCGAGUACAUUAUUAACAGCUUGGAGGAUUCCGGGGUCAAAUACGUUCCGCGCGACGGAAGUACCGGCGAGGAGGAGUCCUGA